UUCUCCGAUCUCUCUAUUUAUUUAAUGCACAAAAAAAAAAAAAAAAAAACCUUUUCCAAAUCCAAGAAAUCUGGUGAUCCUUUAGGCUUUUUAGGUUCGGUUUUCUUCCUGUUUGUUUCCUGAGAAAAUUAAAAAGAAAAAGAGCAAAGAAUCGACAUGGAAUUCCAUUGGUUUCAGCCGCUUGUACUUUAUGACUCCGCCGUCUUGGGUCGUCGGAAUUUGGCCGAAGUUUCAUGUUUCCGAUCAAUGCUUCAGAUUACGAUGCUCUAGUUUUCUUCAUUUUCCUGGAAAAUCAAGCUAGGAUUAGGACGAUACAACGAGUACACGAAACAGAUUGAUGUUCGAAAAGGCGAUGAAGCAUUUGUUCUUCAAGUUCAAUGAACUAACAAAGUCUAUAACUUCUAAGAAAUGGAGAAACUCUGAAAAUGCUUCUGUUGUAAGUGGAAGAGAAGCUGCAGAAGCAAUGGCAAAGUCUGCAAAGAAGAAGGAUCUGAUCAUCCAUGGUUCCGGGAGUAUAAAUAUUGAUGGUUCGAGCAAUUUUGUCUCGAGCUUUUCCAAGAGGGGUGAGAAAGGAAUCAAUCAGGACUGCUGCAUUGUGUGGGAGGAAUUUGGGUGUCAAAAAGAUAUGAUAUUUUGUGGGGUUUUUGAUGGCCAUGGACCAUGGGGCCAUUUUGUUGCAAAAAAGGUUAGAGAGUCAAUGCCGAUUGCUCUACUUUGCAAUUGGGAAGAAGCACUUGUUCAAACUUCUCUCCACCAAGAGUUGGAACUCAACUCAACUAAAACAAAUCUACACUUCAAUUUGUGGGAGCGUUCUUAUAUAGAAGCAUGUGCUGUGGUCGAUCAAGAACUUGAGCGUCAUCGUAAAAUCGACACAUUUCACAGUGGAACAACAGCCCUUUCCAUUGUUCGACAAGGUGAUACAAUUGUCGUUGCAAACCUUGGCGACUCUCGAGCCGUGUUGGCUACAACUUCUAAUGAUGGAAAUUCAAUGUUGUCACCUAUUCAGCUCACUAUCGAUUUCAAGCCAAAUCUACCUCAAGAGGCUGAGAGGAUAACACAAUGCAAUGGGAGGGUUUUUUGCUUGCAAGAUGAACUAGGGACUCAACGUCUUUGGUUGCCGAAUGGGAAAACGCCAGGGCUAUCAAUAUCGAGAUCGUUUGGCGAUUUUUGCGUUAAGCAUUUUGGACUUAUUUCCAUGCCUGAUGUAACACAAAGAAGUGUAACCAACAAAGACUUAUUUGUUAUACUUGCAACUGAUGGGAUAUGGGACGUGGUUUCCAAUCAAGAAGCUGUGCAGAUCGUACAUUCGACGGUAGAUAGAAAAAAAUCUGCUCAACGAUUGGUUGAUUAUGCAACUUGUGCAUGGAAGCAGAAGAGGCCUGGAAUUGCAGCAGACGACAUGUCAGUUAUUGUCCUUUACCUCCAUUCUUCACCCUUGCAUCAACAAUCUUUUGGUAUAUCGUAGCAACAUUUUAAAAACCAAAUAAGAAUAUCAACGUUGAUGUAUGCUCACUCUUUUAGGUUACUUCUUACCACAAAAUGUUAACGUAAAAAUGACAUGCAGUUUUAAUCAUACCACAUUGAUGAUCAUGAUUUCAACGAGUUUUGAAUCAUCC
This is a messenger RNA of Cucumis melo (muskmelon), 1616 nucleotides long. Its product is annotated as probable protein phosphatase 2C 34. The record is from RefSeq and is a predicted model, not a curated record. Gene Ontology annotation, biological process: protein dephosphorylation. Bases 338 to 1465 code for a protein of 375 amino acids. NCBI's taxonomy places the organism in Eukaryota, Viridiplantae, Streptophyta, Magnoliopsida, Cucurbitales, Cucurbitaceae. Gene Ontology annotation, molecular function: protein serine/threonine phosphatase activity. The transcript has 6 exons.